This is a messenger RNA of Sipha flava (yellow sugarcane aphid), 3151 nucleotides long. RefSeq names its product phosphofurin acidic cluster sorting protein 1 (gene KrT95D). The record is from RefSeq and is a predicted model, not a curated record. Lineage: Eukaryota; Metazoa; Arthropoda; Insecta; Hemiptera; Aphididae. The transcript has 20 exons. The coding region runs from base 504 to 3113 and encodes 869 amino acids. Gene Ontology annotation, biological process: protein localization to plasma membrane.
GCCUACCACCGUUACCACUACCACCGCCGCGACGCCGCCGCCGCCACCGCCGCCACCGCGCACUGUUGAUAACGCGGGAGUUGGCCCGUGCUGUUAUGUGUGCGGCGUGAUUAGCUGUUGGUCGCCCGUCGUUUCCUGUCGUCGCCGCUACCUCUGCCAGUCUUAUUAAUUUUAUUUUGUUCUUGAAUCACGCAUCGCACCUAUUUUUCCGAUUUUCGUUUGUCCGUUCCCCUCGCCCGUCGUAUUGUCCGGCUUUUUAACAUCUUUCAACAGUUUUUUUCUCUUAUUGUCCAGCAAUUAUUAUUUAUUACAUAAUUCUUCGCUCGUCGCCACCGCUCUUUAAACGGAUGUGGCGCCGCUACGUCCGUUGUUAGCAGCAUCGUCCCAUCAUCCGCGCAUUCGCGCGUUCAUGCUACGACGCUGUGUAACCAACAGCGACUGACAACGCUGAAGCUGUUCAGCACUUAACUUCCUCUCUUGCGUCGCCGCCGUCGCAGGGAAUUAUGGCUGAAAAAUGUGUCAAAACGCCAACUACUGGCACUCGACCGGUGCCGAUGAAAUUGUUCGCUACCUGGGAAGUCGACCGCACUCCAUCCAACUGUGUGCCUAGAGUAUGCUCGAUGAAUUUAACAAAAUUGGUGCUAACCAAACCACUGGGAUCAGACAUGUCAUCUUCGUUAACCAUAGCUGUGAAAAUGCAAGGAUCAAAGAGAACUUUACGAACAAAUGAACUACCCUUGACUGUAAAUGGUUCCUUGGAAAUAGAACUGCAGUUGAACUUCUGUCUUCAGUAUCCACACUUCUUAAAAAGAGAUGUCAACAAAUUACACGUAAUGCUUCAACGUCGAAAGAAAUAUAAAAAUCGUACUAUACUUGGUUUCAAAACAUUAGCAGAAGGAGUCAUUAAUAUGUCACUUGUACUGCAAAGACCUCUCGAUCUCGAAUUAGAACUACUCAGUGAUUCUAAAGAUCCCAAAUCUCUUCUAGGCCGGGUAUACAUUGUGUGUUUAAAUAGUCAACCUGUCGAUCAUGAAGAUGCUACCAAACCAGUCACAGGAAGAGGUCAAGAGUUUUCCGACGAAGACGAAGAAUUUAGUAGUGGAGAAGAAGCGUCUGAUUCUGAACCUACUUUGGAAGACCGACGGCGGAAAAAAAAUAUUGCAACAGGAAAUGCCAGACAAAGAAAUCUAAAGCAAAAGUUUAUUGCACUUCUAAAACGAUUCAGAGUCAAUGAAGAUUUACAUUCAUUAGAAAAUGACAGGGAAACGAUUAGCCAAAAGUUAUCAGGGGGUGAUAUGGAUCCAGCUGAUAUAGAAGAUCUUUUUGAAGAACUGGAAGACUUAAGCGAUUCAGGGCCAGAUCUGGACACAUUAUCUAUUUUAUCUACACCAAAACCAUCACUUCGUCCAUUCUUUUCCAGUUCUCGAACAAACAUGAUACAUGAAGGCCUUUCAGGACGUCAUUCCCAUAAGAAAAGUUACACCACAAGUUUUCCACCCUACAACAGAACCAAAGGUGUACCGACUGUAGAACGUAAUAUUGAGAGGUUUAGCGAUGAGAGCUCUAAAAAGGCCGAUUCAGAUUCUUAUUUGGAUACAUGGACUGAUAGUGAUCCUACUCCUAUGAAUUCUUCUCCUCCAAAAAUAAGCAAUAAUGAUGAUAAAAAGGAAAUUCCUAGCAUGGUGGAAAAAGAAAAAGAAAAAAAAUCUAGAAUUUUUACUAGGGACCGUACUUCGUCAUCAAACAAGUACAAAAAAUCUCAAAUGCCAAAACCAGUGAAUGAUAAUGAACGUACAAAUACAGGUUCAGGUAGUGGAAAUUUGGGAGAAAAUGUUGGCUCCAUGGCUGAGCCUAGAAAAGUAUUGAUGGAGCAACUAUCUAAAGUUUUGCCACCAGAAGAUAAAAUGCCUGAAGUAUUAUGUUUAAUACAUUAUGCAGAUCCAUUGGGUGUUCAGCUUGGAUCCAAAUUGCAGAACUAUAAUUUCAAAGUCAUCACACCAGCUAGUCUUGCUGAUGUACGUGCUACAUUUGUGUGCAUUGUUAACAAGAUACAAAAAUACUGUAAUUCUAACCCUAAACCUCCAAGUCAAAUUAAAAUAUUGCUUGCUGGUUCUGAUAGCUUUGUGAAUUAUGUACUACGACAAUAUGUUGAACAGUUAUCCUUCAAGCCACCUGACUGGAUGAACUAUAUAAAAUUUUAUAUCAUACCAUUGGGAAUAAACACACUCUCAAGAUAUUUAGGUACUGUCGACAGUUAUUAUGGAACUACUUUUCUUUUUAAAGAAGAUUAUUGGAAGGAACAACUAGAAUGUGGUGAUGGAACUGAUAUAAUAGGCAAAAUUCAAAACUAUUUAAUGGAGGCCUCUAAUACAAUUCAAUUGCAAAUAGCUGAAGCAAUGCUCUCUUAUAAAGAAAAAAGUUCGGACGAUGAAGCUUUACAAACAUUCAUACCAUUUGUCAAUGAUGUAAGAAUUUGUUCUGGUGAAACAGCAUCAGGUUCAAAUGACACUGAUGAUCAGUCUUCCAUCAUUAUUGAUCGCAAAUCCAUCAUGGAUAAAACAACACCACCCAAUUCACCUAAUAUUGGUAUGCAGUAUUUACCAUUACCCACCAAACAAGCUAAUUGGGAGUUAUGUGAGCCAUUAGAAUUACAACUUGAUUAUUGGUUGGUGCCUAACGCUAACAAAGAAUUAACUACGAGAGGAAAUGAACCUAGCAAUAAGCGUAUGGAUACCAAGUUCACAUUAAAGACUGGUUUUAAAAGUUUACACAUCUCAAGACUGUUUUUGACUAAUGAAGAGCCACUAACAUUUUUUACUGUUAGCUACAUUAAAGAAAAAAAACAAAAAAUUAUGCGACUAGGAAAAAAGAAAGAAAAAGAAAAGGACUUGGAUCCCAAAAACCAAGUUAUUGAUAGUGUAUUAAGAUUAAUCUGUUCUCCAAAAACUCAACAUUAUCCACUCACUAUUACUAUUGAUGGGUAUGAAUGGAGUGGUGUCAAAUUUUUUCAACUGUCGUCCCAGUGGCAAACUCACAUCAAACAUUUUCCAGUAGCUGUGUACUCACUAGAUUAUCAACCAACAAGUCUACCGCAUUUAAAUCAUGGACUUUAAAUAUAUUUAACUUGAAAUACUGUUAUCUAAUAUGCGUU